Drosophila sulfurigaster albostrigata is the source of this 6965-nucleotide messenger RNA. RefSeq names its product rho GTPase-activating protein 190 (gene RhoGAPp190). Gene Ontology annotation, molecular function: GTPase activity; GTP binding. The transcript has 14 exons. NCBI's taxonomy places the organism in Eukaryota, Metazoa, Arthropoda, Insecta, Diptera, Drosophilidae. The record is from RefSeq and is a predicted model, not a curated record. Gene Ontology annotation, biological process: signal transduction.
AGUCCGCUUUUUAAACUCAAUCUCCGGUCACGCUGGCUGCAGAGUUGUUUUUGCAGUUUAAGCUACGCUCGGAUGAGAAAAUUUAAAAUAAAAUAGUUUCUCUUAAUUUAAAUACGGUUCAAAACGCAUUGGAGCUGUGCAAGUGCAAUAAUUGUGCGUCAAGAUGCGUCAAUUCAACAUUUCGGUCAUUGGACUAUCCGGGACCGAAAAGGAUCGCGGCCAGGUGGGCGUGGGCAAGUCAUGUUUGUGCAACAGAUUUAUGCGGCCGAUGGCCGACGAUUACUUUAUCGAUCACAUAUCAGUGCUCAGCCAGAGCGAUUUCAGCGGUCGCAUCGUGAACAAUGAUCACUUUCUCUAUUGGGGCGAGGUGCGCAAAACGACCGACGAAGGCGUCGAAUACAAUUUCAAUAUCAUUGAGCAGACCGAGUUCAUGGACGAUUCGACGUUCCAGGCCUUCAAAGUGGGCAAAAUGGAUCCAUAUCUGAAGCGUUGCACCGCCACCAAAGUCUUCUCCGCUGAGAAACUCAUGUACAUAUGCAAAAAUCAGCUGGGCAUCGAAAAGGAAUACGAACAGAAAGUGAUGCCCGACGGUCGGCUGAGUAUCGAUGGCUUCGUCGUUGUCUUCGAUGUGAGUCCCGUGCCCAAUCGCAGUGUGGAGAAACAGGUGGAGUUUGUCCAGAAUGCCAUUGCGAAUAUAUUGAAGAACAAGAAACCCCUUGUGCUGGUGACCACAAAGAACGAUGAUGCCUAUGAGCUGUAUGUGCGGGAGGCGGAGAAGAUCAGUCAACGGAAGGAUUACAAGAGUACGGUGCAGUUGAUUGAGACAUCGGCGCACGAGAGCAUCAACAUUGAUCUCGCAUUUCUGAUGCUUGCCCAAAUGAUCGAUAAGGUGAAGAAUCGCGUCAAGAUCAUUUCAUAUCAGGAAUCGGCGAAAUCACGCAAAGAACUUCUCGACAUCCGAUCGGAGGCGGUCACGCGGCUGAUACGCAAUCAAAUUACCGAUUAUCAUGUGCUGUGGUCACAGGGCUCCAAGAUGCUGUCGCAGUAUCGCGAAUGGAACGAGUUCCUCAACAUUUUUGGACACGAGGCCGGUCAGAAGUUGUUCCGUCGCCACAUGAAGAAGCUGCGCGACGAUCAUCUCAACAAGAAGCUGCAUCAAUAUUUGGAUAAGUUUGCAUUGGCCCUCGAGUAUCUGCUGCCCGAUAUCAGUGCGCUCAAUAUUAGCGAUGAUGAUGCGUGGGAAUGUGCUCGCAACUAUCUGCAGAAUCACAUUGAGUUCGAGCAGUAUUUCUUCGAGUGUCCGCAGGCCACAUGGACCGAGCUAUUGGACAUGGAUGAGGCUGAGGAUGAGGCGCGUAUACCGUUCGAUGUCCUCGAGACGAACGAGGCCGAGACCGUCUUCCGCAACUACUUGAACUCGGUGCAGCAGGACAAGAAGAAGAUCGGCUGGAAGCAACAGUUCAAGAUGCUGCUGGAGGAGUCCGGUUUCGUGACGCCCGGAAAGCAGCUGUCGGAGGUUCGGGUACUGUUCAUGGGUCGUGAGUGCUUCGAGGCGCUGUCGGAGCACGAUUGCCAACAGAUCUACGAUAUACAUCAGGAUGAGAUCAUUGAGAAGAGCAAACAGAAUUUCGUUGAGCUGCUGCUGGAGCAUGCGCAAUACUUUCUGCAGUUCAAGAACGUUGAUAUCAUCACGCAAGAGGAUGUCCGGCAAAUCACGGAUGUGAUACAGGAGGAUUCGCGUUACAAGAUGCUCGAUCGCUUGGAUCAGGAGCGACGAGUGAUGCUGGUGCAGCAUUUGCGCUUCAUCCAUUGCCCCAUACGUGAUCAUUGUCCGUUCUUCAACAAUUGCGUUGAUAACUUGAUCGAGGAGGUGCUCUCCGACAAAUCUUCGGCUGGCAAUCACAAGUCGUCACAUGCUGGGGGACAAGUUGGAGGGGGUUGGAAAUCGACACCUGGAAGUGGCAGCGAUCGAACAUUGAAUCUGCUGAUCGUGGGCUCGGAGCAUUUGGCCAGUGAUCUGCUCAACGAUAUACGCAUCUGCACGGGCAGCAAGGGCGAAUACAUCUACGAGAAUCAAACAUAUUAUCUCAACUAUCGCAUUGCGAACGGCGACAUGGAGGCCUUCAAGGCCAUCGACGUCUAUUCGAGUGGUCUGAUUUGUGUGUACUCUAAUCAGCAAUCGUUUGAGACGCUCAAAGACAACUUGGAGCGCACUUUGCUCUGCAAUCUCGAGCUGGAGGAUAAGUUUGAGAAUCUACCGAUUGUGUUGGUCUAUCAGCCGCAGGAUCUCAAGGAGAACGAAGUCGAGUAUUUGCGCAGCGAGGGAAUGCGUCUAUCGGAAAUGUUGCACUGCGAUUUCAUUGAUCAUACGCAAAAUCAUCAGAAAUACGUCUACGAUAUACUCAACAUUGUCAUUCUAUCGCUCAAAUUGAGCGAAAUGAAAAGCUACGAGCCAUAUCCAUCGUCCAAUCACACCGAUCUACGCAUCUUGGUUUGCAUCUACUGCGGCGAUCAGUAUGACAUCGAGAACAUUGUCCAGCCAUUGUUGGCCGAGUCCAGUUUGGUCAAGGCCAACGAGCAUUGCAUCGUUGUUGAUGUCUUUAUUGGCGAUGCGAAGCGACGCGUUGAGUUUAUUUUGUCAUCGUAUCAUGGCACCAAUCAGUAUCGCGAUGAGCUCAUCCACGGCUAUAUUUACAUCUAUUCGGCCAAACGACGCUCUUCGCUGGCCAAUCUCAACAUUUUGGCAGCACAGAAUGCCAACAUUCCAUUGCAAAUUGUGGCGGUAACGGAGAGCGGCGGCGUUAAUGCGUUCUUCAACAAUGAGAUUUGCCAGUUUCUCAUCACCGAGGGCAAUGCGUUGGCCGAUCGCUUCAAGGGCAGCUUCAUGACCUUCUCCGCCGAUCAGUAUGUGAAGUGUAAGUGCUCAGAGAAUGCAUUUUACUUUCUAUUAUACUAACUUUACUUUCCUUUUCAGUUGCCUUUUUAUAAUCCAUUCCUGAAGACGGCCUGGGACAACAAAUACGAGGUGGAGAAUCUGCAUGUGGAGGAGUCAAUUACUUUAGAUUCGGGCGAAGGCACGCUUGAGAAUUCAGUUAAUCAAAUGCCACGUCCGCCACCGAGACACGAAAGCUAUAUGCUAUCCAAUACACUUGGUACAGAUGGUUCCGGCAGUGAGAAUUACGAAAUGCUUCCUACAAGAUCUCUCAACUCAUUAAAUGAAGAAAGAGAUAUAUCUUUAGAUGAAAUCUAUGAUGACAACAACGAAAAACCCAAGCACCUGCAUCAAACGGAUGUCAGCGGGUCGAAGGAUUCAUUGGCCACCCAUGAUGCAGAAUGGCUCGAGGAUAAGAACGAUCCGCGUCGCAGCAACAUGAACAAGAACUCGAUAUGGAAUAAUUUCAGCGGAUCGACGCAUGCUUAUACCACAGGGAGGCGGCACAUUGAUUCCAAUUUGAAUAAGAUACGGCCCAAGGGACCGAGCCAAACGCUUAAGGUGGGUGAAGCGCCCAGUCGAAACUGUGCCAUGAGCUCCUCAACUUUCACGCUACCCACACAGCAACCGGGCAAGCUGAAUAUGAAGAACUUUCAGCUGGUCAGCGAUGCCGUCGCCAAAAUGAAUUUCACCAGCAGCGGCAGCAUGGGUGAAUCCUAUUUGGGUGGCGUCGGCGGUGUCGGAAGCGAUGGCAUUGUUGGUGUUGGUGUUGGCGGCGAUAAGGAUGCCAAGCGUUACGAUCACGCUCAACUCGAUGGCGAGGACGAGGACUCCGAGGAGCUGGCCGAGUACGAACAAAUCUACGAAAACGAAGACUGUACCGAGUCGGAUAGCUGCGCCAGCUCGACGGAGCGUCGGGUGCGACAACAGAACGCCUAUUACAAGGCCAACAAGAAGGCUGCUACUACCAAGAAGAACAAAAAGAAGAAGGUCGCCAUUCCGGUGCAAACGCCACGCGUUCCUCCCUUUGGAUCCUACGUCAGUCCCCCGGAGAUACCGUCGCACUAUCAGCGCAUGGCCGCCGUUGCCGCUGCAGGUGAGAAGAAAAAAGCUGAGGCUGUGCCCGACUUCAUGAAGAGCGACAAAUCGCCCGAGUAUUCCAUGGUGCCCGAGUUAACGGCAGCGGGUAUUUUUGGUGCGGAGAAUUCGCCGGAGUUCAAUAUGAAUGCCAAAUGCUUGAAGGACUUUGAGAAGCUGGAGAAGCGACGCAUCAAGGAGGAGACAGCACGAUUGCGCAAGCAACAGGAGCGUGAAAAGGAGCAGGAAAAGAAGCUGAAGCGUAAGCUCAAACAAAAUGCCAAGGGUCUGACCGAGACAACCGAGGCACAAUUUGGCAAACUGAUGAUCACAUCCGACAAGGACGAGAUUCCCAUUUUCCUCAUCAAGUGCGUGGAGUUCAUUGAGAAGGAAGGUCUCGACUCUGAGGGCAUUUAUCGUGUCCCCGGCAGCAGAGCUCACGUCGACAUGCUCUUCCAGCGCUUUGAAGAGGAUACCAACACGGUGAUUGAUGUGCUCGAUAUUCCAGUGAAUGCUGUGGCCACGGCGCUCAAAGAUUUCUUCUCGAAACGUUUGCCGCCGCUGUUCAGCAAGGACAUCAUCAAGGAGCUCGAAGAGAUUGCGGGCUCUCGUGGCGUCGGCUCGUCCAAGCUGAAUGUUGAGGUUAAAACCGAUCGCAGCUGCCGUUUAAUAGCUUUAAAGUCCUUGCUGCAAAAAUUACCAACCAUCAACUUUGCCAUACUCAAAUACAUAUUCCAGCACUUUGUGCAUGUCUCGGAUAACUCAAAGCUGAACAGCAUGGACAGCAAGAAUCUGGCCAUUUGCUGGUGGCCCACCUUGAUACCCAUCGAUUUUACCGACAUGGGACACUUUGAGCAGCUGCGGCCCUAUCUCGAGGACAUUGUCCAGACGAUGAUUGAUCAAUUCCCGUAUCUCUUUUGCGGCAAGGAUGCCUUUGUCAUGGUCUAGAGUCUAGCGAAGAAAAAGGCUUGCGAGGACUAAACACACUCAUGGAGCAGCAGCACCAUCAUGAACCCAUCGAUCGAUUUACAGAUCAUUAAAAAGGAAAAACAAAAACAAAAUCACAAUAACGACAGCUAAAUAGAAGAAGAAGAAGAAGAAGAAGAAGAAGAAGCGAGACCCUUUUUACUUUGUUGCAAAAGUGUGAAGGGUCUUUUCAAAAUGAAAUGAAGGCAGCCAAGUCGCCAUUUUUUUGUAAACGCAACAGUAUGAGUGCAUGAAUGUAUGUGUGUGCGUGUGUGUGUGGGUGUGAAUGCGUUUGUAUUGUAAAGUAUUUGAUAUGGAAACGAAAAGUAUAUAAAGAGAAGACGAGGAGGAGGAGGAGCAACCAAUUAGUUAAGUAGGGUAUAUAUUUAUUUUUUGAUAUGUGUGUAUGUAUAUCUAUAUAUGCAUGUAUUUAACCACAUUUUAACUGAUUUUAUUGUAUUUUAAUUCUGUAUUUUUUUUUGUAUUUUUAAUAUAUACAUAUAUAUACACAUAUAUAGAUAUACAUAUUUUGUAUUUAAUGGCUUUGUUGUGUUUCCGUGAUAUAUGUAAACGCAUAAUGCGUAAAGAACAAAACAAAAAAAACAAACAAAAGCGCCCAACAACAAACGCGCCCCGCACCACGCCUGAACCGCUCCUGAACUUGGCUUUGCUCACCAACACUUGCUUCGUUCAGUGUGUGCGUGUGUGCAUCGGUGUGUGUGUUUGUCGUCGGCGUCAGAAGAGAAAAAUUCAAUAAAUGUAUUAAUUGUGUAUUGUAUGUUAAAAGAACAAGAAAAUAAUAAGAAAAAACAAAACACAUAAACAAAGCAUAAACUAAAGCAUUACAUAUACACAUAUAUAUCUAUAUAUUUGCUAUGUAUGUCUAAUUAGAGGACGAAGCAGCAGACGAAGAAGACGAAGAUGAGCUGCAAAGUAAAGCGCAAACGCAAAUGCAAAUGCAAAAUUUAAAACGCAAACUCAAAACCAAUUCCAGCUAAACUAAAUGUGAAUCUCUUAUUGUAUGUGAGUCUGUGUCUGUGUGUGUGUAUGUGCGAGCGAGCGAGUGAAUGUCCUGUUCUUUUAUGUGUAUUUAUGUGCGUGUGUGUGUUUGUGUAUGUAUUAAGCAGGCAGCAAAACAAAUUGUGUCUAAAAGAUGGCAAGCAUGUGUAUUAAGUAAUUAGCGCUAAUAUUGAUAAACAAAAAAAACCAAAAACAAUGGUACUCCCCGCCCCCCAGCCCUGAUCCUCGCCUGUGACCACCACCCCCCGCGGCCCAUAUGACAUGCAACAGCAUUGCAGUAUGCUGUCUAUCUCACUCACUCUCUUUGUCUCUAGGCUCUCAGCUAUUAUAAAUGUGUGCUCUACUCUUACAUAUGGCAAAAAAAUAAACAAAAAAAACAAACACAAAACAAAAACAAAACUCAUAUACAACAACUUCGAUAUAUAUAUAUAAUAUAUAUGUAUAUAUACGUACAUAUAUAUCUAUAUAUAUAUAUAUACAAUAUAUAUGUGUAUUUUAACUAAAAAGCAAACAAACAAAAAAAAAAAACAAAAAACGUAGACAACGUAAGCGUAAGUGUUAUUUCUUGUAAUUGAGCAUUAAUUUUUUAUAAACCUAAUUAUAUAAUUGUGUAUCUUGUGUCUGAACGGACCUCAAACUUAAAGCAAAACAACAAAAAAACAAAAGAAAAAAAAGUAAAACUAAAUAAAAAAAAAUUGAUGUGCGAAAAAAAAACAAAACAAAACAAAAAAACAGAGAGAAGAGAAUGACAAAAAAACGCAAACAAAAUAACCAAUAUAUAGUAUAAUUUGUAUAGAUGUGUGUCUAUUGCAUUAUUUGUACAUGAAUGUACAUGCACAUACAUACAUACAUAUAUGUAUAUACAAUAUAUGUAUAUAUGAACAUAUACACGCAGGAUGCAAAGCUAUAUAUGUAUAUGUACUUGUAUGUGUAUGCAUUUAUUUAUAUACGCUACAAAACAAAAACAAAA